GUUUGGGGGAAAAAAAUUUGUUGGUAAGAAAAUUAAUUUACAGCUGGAGUUCUGCUGCUGGAGAGUAAACUAAAGAAAUGAACAGUUUGAAAGAUAACUGACAGUACUUUCUAUGCGAUCAUCUAAGCAUCAAAUGUUUUCACUUGGAUAGAUAAAAGGCAUACCGGCCAUGGCUGGAACCUUGCUUCGUCCUGACAGGAGUGCAAGUGGCACUGAAAAUUGGGUGCCGAAUGGCUCGAUGCUGACCUCCCAGGUACAUGCAGCUGCUGUCAAUGGAGACAAGUGUGCAUUACAUAAACUCAUAGCAGCAAAUCCAGACUUAAAGGAUACAGAGGACCAGUUUGGCCGGACGCCACUGAUGUAUUGUGUGCUUGCUGACAGAUUGGACUGCGCUGAAGCACUCCUUAAAGCUGGAGCUAAUGUCAACAAAGCAGAUCGCAGCCAGAGGACAGCUUUGCAUCUUGCAGCACAGAAGGGAAAUUAUCGCUUCAUGAAGCUAUUGCUUGGACGGCGUGCAAAUUGGAUGCAGAAGGAUCUUGAAGAGAUGACUCCACUUCAUUUAGCUACUCGGCACAAAAAUCCUAAAUGUUUGGCUUUGCUGCUUAAAUUUAUGGCCCCAGGAGAAGUGGACACCCAAGACAGAAACAAGCAAACAGCAUUGCACUGGAGUGCCUACUACAAUCAUCCGGAGCAUGUGAAGCUGCUGAUAAAACACGAUUCCAAUAUAGGCAUUCCUGACAUUGAAGGCAAAAUUCCACUCCAUUGGGCUGCCAGUAACAAAGAUGCCACAGCCAUUCACACAGUGAAAUGCAUUCUGGAGGCUGCUCCUACCGAAUCACUACUAAACUGGCAAGAUUAUGAAGGGCGAACACCACUGCACUUUGCUGUUGCUGAUGGAAAUGAAGCUGUGGUUGAUGUAUUAACCUUGUAUGAGGGAUGCAAUAUAACAUCCUACGAUAAUUUAUUUCGAACUCCUCUACACUGGGCAGCUUUAUUAGGUCAUGCUCAAAUAGGAUAUCUUCUACUGGAAAGAAAUAAGUCAGGUACCAUUCCAUCAGAUAGCCAAGGAGCCACACCAUUACAUUAUGCUGCUCAGAGCAAUUUUGGGGAGACUGUCGAAGUAUUCUUAAAUCAUCCAUCAGUGAAAGAUGACCCGGACUUGGAAGGGCGCACCGCAUUUAUGUGGGCUGCUGGAAAGGGCAGCGAUGAUGUACUCCAAACCAUGCUAAGAGUUAAAUCAGACAUUGACAUCAACAUGGCAGAUAAAUAUGGUGGAACAGCUCUGCAUGCUGCAGUCCUCGCAGGUCAUGUCAGCACAGUGAAGCUGCUAUUGGAACAUGGGGCACAGGUCGAUGCCAUGGAUGUGAUGAAACAUACACCACUUUUCCGGGCUUGUGAGAUGGGCCAUAAGGAGGUGAUCCAGACACUUAUUGAAGGGGGUGGCAGAGUGGAUUUGCUCGACCAAGAUGGCCAUAGUCCUUUACACUGGGCUGCCCUUGGAGGAAAUGCAGAUGUCUGUCAGAUCCUGAUUCAGAAUCUGAUCAACCCCAAUGUGCAGGAUUUUGCUGGGAGAACUCCUUUGCAGUGUGCUGCAUACGGAGGCUACAUCAACUGUAUGGCGGUGCUCAUGGAAAACAAAGCUGAUCCCAAUAUACAAGACAAAGAGGGACGAACGGCACUACAUUGGUCCUGCAACAAUGGUUAUCUGGAUGCUGUUAAGCUUUUGUUGGGUUAUAAUGCCUUUCCUAAUCACAUGGAGACAAAUGAAGAAAGGUUCACUCCUCUUGAUUAUGCCUUGCUUGGAGAACAUCAAGAGGUGAUCCAGUAUAUGCUGGAACAUGGAGCACUAUCUAUUGCUGCAAUUCAAGACAUUGCUGCUUCCAAAGUCCAGGCAGUUUAUAAAGGUUACAUGGUUCGUAAGGCUUUCCAGGAAAGAAAAAAUCUUCUCAUGAAGCAUGAACAACUUCGAAAGGAUGCUGCCAAGAAACGUGAGGAGGAGAAUAAAAGGAGGGAGGCAGAGUUUCAAAAAGAAAAGAGACUGGAAUCUGAGUUAAAUGUACAACAAAAAGUUGGAAAUUUUAAUUGCCGUAUUGCAGAUGUUUAUUCAAUAAAUGAAGCAUGUUCCUCCUCAGCCGUCAUUUCAGAGGGUGGUCAAUUGGAGCAGAAAGUUGGUGAGGAUUUGAAGAGACGAUCCAAAAGCAGAUUAGAAGAGAAACCUUGGAGGAGUACUGACACCAUUCAGAGUCACCCUCCAUCUGCAGGAUCUGGAAAAAGAGAGAUGAAAAGAAGAAAAGAUCAUAACAGGAAAAGUUCCAAAAAUAACCUCAGUAAUCACCAGCAGUUCAACGAACAAAGUGUCUCUGGUGAACUACAUGCUUCCAGACAACAUGUGCCUUCAGAAAGAAGUGACAGAACUGAGAUUGAUAAAAAGAUUCCUGAAAGUAACAGUAGACUCAAUGGUGGUAGAUCAAAACCUGCUGUCCUUCGAUCAGCCAGUACAACAAAAAAUCUAGUGAAACAGCAGAGUGCGUCUCCAUUACCUUGUAGCAGACAUAAAAUGAAAUCUGACUGCGAGGAGCCUGGAGUAGGACUAAAGAGUGGUCGAUUUUCACCUGCUGGUUCAAGCCGACCUGGAAGUGCCAAACCUAUUGUAAGCAAUAUUGACAAUACUAGCUAUAUUGGCAGCCAGAUCUCUGAGAGUAUUGCUCCUGUUUUGCAUCCAACUUCCCCAAAACCUAAAAAUAGCAAUUCUACAACAACAGCUGGAACCAGUGGAAAACAUAAUACCCUUGAAAAAGCACCUCAGGACAGAACUGGAAUUUCUCAGUCUCUUAUCUCUGAAAACUGUUCAUGCACUCCCUCAAGUCAUCAAAGUUCUGAUAUUCUGCUUAUUCCUUUGGAAGUCCGAGUACAAAUAGUGGAAAAGGAAAGACUCAGAAAAGAGCUUUUUCGAAAGAAGAAUAGCGCAGCAACGAUAAUUCAGAGAGCUUGGAAGAGUUACAGGAUACGUAAGGGGUUGCUCCUGCUCUUCCAUUGGCGGCGUCAGAAUGGGGACAGCGCUGAUGAGACGUGGAAGCAGGAGAUGGCUGCCUUCACCAUCCAAAUAGCCUGGAGGAAAUUUCUCAGUAGCAAUGUCCAGAAUGUUAUUUCCAGUAAAAGCAGCCAAACAUUCAGCCCCAGGAGCUCAAGUGUUAGGACAGCUAAGCAGCACUCAGUAUUAAAGCAAAUUUAUGGGAAGCCUCAGGAAGAAAAAGGGCACAAUUCACAACAAUCGUUCCCUCUCAGAAACAAUCAAGUAUCUGUCCGGAAAGCCUCUGGAACCCCUGUGAAAGGUGUGUUUCGAAGAGUCAGAUCAGCGUGCAGUACAUCUCUCGGUUCUAGGAAUCAUUCCCAGGUUAUGCUCAACUUAACCUCCUUCAGCGGGCACACUCACUUGAGUAACCUUCAAGAUGUUCAGCUCCUGGGAAACACUAGAAAUUCUAAACAGUUCUCCUACAACAUGCGACCACACACGUCAGGGAUGACGCAUAAAGCUAGACCCAAAGAAUAAUGCAGCAAUGCAGGACUGUAAUCGUUGGACAUGCUGUGAGAAUGUGUUCAUCUCAGCCCCUUCAGCUGUACGGGUACUCCUGAAGAAAAAGGGGGAAAAAAAAAGAGGCAUCCCUACACUUUUCACAAAAGCUUGCUGAUUUAAAGAGCAAAUUUGAGACACAUUCUUAAGGAGAUUCCAAUAAUUAGGACAUAAAUUACUUAUUAUUACCAAAGCAAACAAAAACUAGCUAAAACCACAGAAGCUGUGUCACAGGAAGCAGCCAUUCAGUCCAUUGUGCCUGUGUCAGCGAUCUGAAAGACGUACAUACCUGUUUCCAUCACCCUGCUCUUCUCCCAUUCCAUUUAGACGUUUUCAGAGAUGUGUCCGUUUCCCUCUUUAAAAACGGUUGUCAGAGUGUGCAAGCCAUCCCAGAAUACGUAACAAUGCCAGAAACCAGAAGUAACCUCAUGGCUUCUUUGUUCAUUUUAUAAUCUAGGUUCACAUCCUUUAGAUAUCAAUUCACUACACAGUAGAAACAGAUUUCCUUAUCUACCUCAAAACAUUGCACCUCUAUCUGGCCUUUAAUAAAGAGCCAUUUUUCCUAGUCUCAUAACUAAAGCCUGUCAACCCUAGUUUCAUUUUACAGCACCCUAAAUAUGCCAGAAGGUAUUUGUGCAUUUAACAAUAUCUCUUUGUUUUUGUACUUCAAUUGCUGUUUGUAAAACCCAAGAUAAUAAAUCUUAAUAGCUUUCCAAUUUGACCUCUCACUUUUUAAAAUAUUAUUGCUCAUGAACUCCUUUGAAAGCUUUUUCAGUUAGUUUGUACUCUCUCAUUUUUCCUUACAAAAUACAUGUAUUUCACCUCAUUCUGACAACAACCCUGCUUGUUAACCCGUUGCUUUAGUUAUUUAGUCAUAUUUUACAGAAGGCCCUUCAGUCCACCAUAUCCAUGUAGGCCAUCAAGUAUCAAUGAUAAUCCCAUUUUUCAGCAUUGGCCUGUAGCCACAAUCUACAGUUUUAUCCUUUGAAACCCAUUUUCCUCAGGUCACAGGCCCCCAGCUCAGUAAUUUUUUUCAUACCACAUUUUAGGAAAAUGCAAUGCAGUACUCCUACUUAGCAACCUUAACUGCUUUAAAAACCAACGCUGCAUAUGUGGUAAAUCUCUGUUAAUCCGACACACAUGGGACUUCAGUGGUGGUCUGAUGAGUGUAAAGGAAAAUCAGGAAAUGGGACCCUGGUGAGUGAAAAGGAUCACAGGAAAUGGGGCCAUGGCGAAUGCAAAGGGAGUGCAGCAUUCACGGUUCCAGUGUGUGUGAAAGGAGCACGGAAGAUGGAACUCCAGGAAGCACAGUUCUGGUGAGCUUAAAGGGAGUGUGGGAAACAUCACCAGGUGAGCCAGAUGCCAAACUAUCGAGACUUCUGAAUAAUAGGAUAGCAGAUUAUCAGAGUUUUACUGUAUAUUGUACACGUUAUGUAUGUAGUUUUUAGUUUUAUAGAACACAUGAUCAAUCUUAAUUAUUCUAGCUCUCUGCUACAAUCUUAAAUUAAUCCUUCUGUUUGACCUCGUCCCCAAAACACAACCUUCUUUCAGUUCCAAUACUUACACUAAAAAAAAUUCUCUUUAUGGAUGCACUGUUUGCCAUGUGAACGAAGUUUGCCAAUGUUGUGGACCUGAAAAGCUAACACUUUGCAGAUGCUGCUUGGCCUCCUAAUGAUUUCUAACACUUUUCUUUCAGGUUUCCAGGAUCUCCCUUUCUUUUUAACCCUUUGCACAAGCUGGUGAACCUAGUUCUAUUGAGAACAUGGACCCAGUCAUAUCUUGAUACAGAGCUAUGUUCAAGGCUCCAUGAAUCUGAACUUUUCCCUUCAACAUACUCUCUCCAGCCAUAUAUUAAAUUAUGGAACAUAAUUAUAAAGUGAGUAUUUCAGAAAUCCAGGUUCUGUAAUUAAAAACAUUUUCUCUCUUCUCCCCUCGCCUCCCUUGUGCUGAUUCCCAACUCCGUUUUCUACCUCUAUGAAAAGGCAUCCACUUCCCUUCCUCAACUUGCAUUCUAGAAAUGCUUAAGCCUCCCAUCCAUUUUCGAAACACUUAAACUCAAACUUUUGAGAUAACUUUGCACAAAUAAUUAUCGGCAUACCCUGCACACGUGUUCCUUUACAUAUUUAGCACUUUGACACCUCCAAUUUAAUUGUAGGUCAACUGCAAUCCAAAGCUGAACUCCCAAUCAGCUCCUUGCCUGUUUUUUGUAUUUUUAAAAAUGAGUUUUUUUAAUUAAAAUGAGAUUUUACAUAAUAACAGAACUGCAGUAUAUAAUAAUAGAACUCAAUCAAUCAAUUAAUAUAUUAGGUACUUGAGUCAUGUAAGGGCUCAGACAAAUCAAAGUUCUAAGUAUUGAAUAGUUAAAAUGAAUUAAAAGUCAAAAUAAAAUUUAGUAUUUGUACUUGUUCUAUUCACUUCUCCAUUGAAACUCUAUCUGCUUUUUCUCUGGAAUUUAUUUUUAAAUGAAAUAUUUGAGGCCAUCCAUAUAUCAGAAUAUUUUCUCCUAAAGUCAAGCAACAGAAAAGUAUUCCCAAGAAUAAGUACAAAAUAUUAUUGAUGGUCUGUUAAUGGCUCAUCCUUUAGGUAGUCAAAGCUCCUAGUGUUCAGUACAUCACUACAAAUGCCUUUAUUAACACCUGCUGCAUUUAAGAGAAAUUGAAUACUGAAGUGUAUUUUACAAUAGCUAUGUGCACGGAAUAUCUUAAGCACAGAUUAUGAAAUAUGACACUUCAAACUAACUGGGCUGGAAAUAGUUAAGGCUUUGGCACACGUGUUUAUGCCAAAUUCAAAUUCUGAGUUCAAUUUUUUGUAAGUUUGAAUUAAAAUCGGUCAAAAAAAUCCUGUGCUAUAUUCUUAAAAUUUAAUGCAAAUUAAUUUACAUGUUUUUAAAUUAAUAACUUGAUUAACAGGAAUAAUGUUGAAUUUUAGCACACUUACCUGGCUUUCACACAGUUCCAUGUACAAUAUCAAUGUGGUUUCAUUACGUACUGCCAAACAUGAUAGAAUGGGAUUUUUAUAUUUAUCACGUAAUAUCCACUGAACUAUUCACUUGCAAGCACCAAAUAUAAACUGUCUAUUAUGCUUCAAGUUUGGGAAAGGAAAUAUAAAUUUAGUAAAUUGGUUACAAUAUAGCAA
Molecule: messenger RNA, 6706 nt
Organism: Pristis pectinata (smalltooth sawfish)
Lineage: Eukaryota; Metazoa; Chordata; Chondrichthyes; Rhinopristiformes; Pristidae
Gene: invs
Product: inversin
Exons: 19
Coding region: 170-3550 (1126 amino acids)
Biological process (GO): protein localization to ciliary inversin compartment
Cellular component (GO): ciliary inversin compartment
Molecular function (GO): protein binding
Source: RefSeq, a predicted model, not a curated record